CACUUCCGAUCAGCUGAGGUUCAGCUGACACCGCUCGGCCACCUGGUGCUCGGUUUGUUUACAACCCGCCACCGGGCACAUUGACGGCUCUUUUAACGACGUGUCUACUUAGUUUUAAUAACUGUGUUGGUAUAAUGCGGAUGAACUGCACUUUAAAAUAAAGUAAUGGCUGCUAAAACGUGUAAAAACACAGGCAAAAUCCGACGUUCAGAGUUCUUGACGUGUUUGGGAUUUAAUGCUUAAAAUGUUGCUGUUGUUAUUUUAAACUUUACUUAGAAAAAAAAAGCGGAAUGUUUAAUCUUUUUAAUAAUAAUCAUACCAUCCAGUCAUAUGCAACAACAAUGAUGUUUACAGGCCUAAAAUGUGCAGCAGUGUGCGUUGUUUACAAGCUCGACUGUAAAGAAAUGUUCAAGACUAGUGUUACAUCUGAUUAAAUCUAUUCAGAACUUCAUGUUUAAAUCCCCUCCACGCCUGUGUCAUGUGGCCUCCAUGUGUCAAAUGAAUCUCAAUAAAGUUUUCGCGUUUUGAAGCAUCAUGGCGGCUUACACGGUGCCUGCUGCUGUCAGAUGCCCAAUAAAAUGUUUAAUUAAAGACACUGUCCUCACCUCAAAGACUAUGUGCCGUCUGUCCGCCGUCUGCACUGGAACAGGGUACACUAGCUGGAGGACAUGCAGUUCAUCUCCAGCAGCAGAUGUCUGUGGCUCUGUCGGACGCUAUGAUCGCCUCGUUCAGCGUGGCUCCCUGAGGAAAGAUGCUCAGCAGAGAGAUGUUGUUCAGCGGCUGGCUCAGCUGCAGCUCACUCUGAGGGACUACAGUAACAGCAUCUACUUGAACCCGCCUCCACCGAGGCCAGACUCAAAAGAUGACAGCGGUCAGCUCCCAGGAGAUAAAACCCAUGCAACAGCUGAGAGUAACGGUGGUGCAUCUGCUGCUGAGGAGGAACCCCUUCCACCACUACCACCCAAAGGGUUCUAUAUCUAUGGAGACGUUGGCACAGGGAAGACCAUGAUUAUGGAUAUGUUUUACUCCAGCGUGGAAAACACUCGUAAAAAGCGGGUCCACUUCAAUGGCUUCAUGUUGGACAUCCACAAAAGGAUUCAUCGGAGGAAACAAAGCCUGCCAAAACGAAGGCUAGGGAAAAUGUUCACCUAUGACCCCAUAUCACCGGUUGCCAUGGAGAUCAGCAAUGAAACCUGCCUCCUGUGUUUUGACGAGUUUCAGGUGACCGACAUUGCUGAUGCCAUGAUACUGAAGCAGCUGUUCGAGACGCUGUUCAAGACCGGAGUGGUUGUGGUGGCCACCUCCAACAGACCCCCUGAUGAUCUGUACAAAAACGGACUUCAGAGGGACACCUUCCUACCUUUCAUCGACGUGCUGAAGGAGUACUGCCACACCAUCUGCUUGGACUCUGGAAUUGACUACAGGAGGCUGGACAAGGCUGCAGCAGGGAAGCUCUACUACCUCACAGGGGAGCCUGGUGCAGAGGCCUUCUUGGAUGCGCUGUUUGAGGAGCUGGCAUUAAGACAAAAGAGUGUUACAGGUCCUCGGUUGCUCACAGUGCUGGGCAGAGACGUGACGCUGGAAAAGACCUGUGGCUCCAUCGCUGACUGUACUUUUGAUGAGCUCUGUGGCAGACCCCUGGGUGCCAGUGAUUACCUGGAAAUGGCACAGCUCUUUGACACCGUGUUCAUUCGCCAUGUUCCCAUGCUGACGCUGACUCUGAAGGACCAGGCCAGGCGCUUCACUACCCUCAUAGACAACUUCUACGACAAAAAGGUGAGAGUGGUGCUCUUGGCGGCAGCUCCUUUAGAUCGGCUGUUUGUCCACAGUGGAGGGGAAGAUGAGAGGGACCGACAACUACUGGAUGACCUAGGCCUCAGCGGGAAGGCAGCAGAGCAACUGACUCUGUUCACAGCUGAGGAGGAGAUCUUUGCCUUCCAGAGGACCAUUUCCAGACUGAUGGAGAUGCAAACGGAGUCAUACUGGAUGGAGGGGGGCCGCAGUCACAGCAAGAAACACAUGAACACUUAACAUCCACUGCCUGAUAAGCAUAUACCUCCAGACAACACUGUACCUCAGUAUAUCCGAGUAAGAUCUGAUAUCCACAGUAAAUAUAUAACUAUACAAAACUACAUAUCUGUUUUGGGUUUUUUUCAGCAUGUGUGUUUUACUGUCUGAUCCUCCUCUGUGAGGUGUGCUCUCUCCCCCUUGUGGACUAUUUUUUAUUUAAAAAAUAUGGAAACCUCUCCAACAUGAGAGAACCACAAGGCAAACAGGUGCUCACUUCUCAGAGAGAAAGAGGACCAAGUGUCACCCUGAGUAAUUGUCUGCCGCCCUCUAGUGGGUGAAUGUGAGAAGGGUCAAAUAUUCUCAAGCUGUUCUUGUUUUUAUAAAACUAUGUCAGUCUCAACUGUAUAAAACAAAACCUGGUGUAAAUUUAAAAUAUAAUGCACAAUAUUAAUUAUGUGUGUUUGAUGAGUGAAACUCGAAUUCAGGGAAUUGUUGAGGCAUCUUUAUGUUAAGCUCAUUGGCUGUUACAUCGGUAUUGAUGUAUUCCAGGUUUGGAUCCUUAAUCAGGUAGAACUGAUUUCAUUUUGACUUCGACUUAACUGAAGAGGUUUGACUACAGUUCUAACACUGUAACACUUUGUUACUAUCUGGGAAAUUUGUCUUGCAUAAUUAUAAGAUAGACAUACGCAACUGUAAGCUGUAAACUGCAGUAAAACACAUCAGUAUAAUAAAAUUGACAGUUUUUGCACA
Messenger RNA from Morone saxatilis (striped sea-bass), 2760 nucleotides. It is a transcript of the gene afg1lb, whose product is annotated as AFG1 like ATPase b. The record is from RefSeq and is a predicted model, not a curated record. Bases 535 to 2031 code for a protein of 498 amino acids. Gene Ontology annotation, cellular component: cytoplasm; mitochondrion. Gene Ontology annotation, molecular function: ATP binding; ATP hydrolysis activity. The transcript is spliced from 13 exons. NCBI's taxonomy places the organism in Eukaryota, Metazoa, Chordata, Actinopteri, Moronidae.